AUGACUAAAGCAAUAUUGGAUAACGUUGCCAUAUUUUGGGAUUAUGAAGAGAACUGCCCCGUCCCGUCCAAUACAUCUGGCUAUGCAGCGGUGGAUUGUCUUAGAAACUUAGCUGAGCCCUACGGAAGUGUUAGGUCACUGAAAGCUUACCUUGAAGUCACCGAGCAAACACCGUCGAAAACCUUGCUUAUGCGGUCUGAGCUCCAGUCGUCAGGGGUGUCAUUAGUCGAUUGCCCGCACAACGGUAGGAAAGAUGUCGCAGACAAGAUGAUUAUUGUCGAUAUGCUUGCGCAUGCCCUCGAUAACCCGGUUCCAUCCACUAUCAUCUUAAUAACAGGUGACCGCGAUUUUGCGUAUGCCAUGUCCAUUCUCAGACUUCGGCGCUACCGCUUGGUGCUCGUUACAUUACCCCAUGCACACCCAAGCCUCACAUCUCAAGCCUCUGUUUGCCUGAGGUGGACUGACAUAGUGAUGUCACUCUCGAAUGACGAUACGCCUGCUAAUGUCUUUGAGCCAGUCGCCUCAGUUGCACCUGCACCUGUACCUAUGCCCAAGCCCUCCUCAAUAGAGGUUCCUCCAAUCCAUAUGGUCACAAACUCUCCCAGAGACAUGUUCAACAAGCUCACGCCUGAAACGGUUGGCCCUUUGAAACAGUUCGAGUCUGAUUUACCAACAAUUCCUCGACCUCGUUGGGCAUACCCAUCAUAUCCCCUUGACUGUGCUCCGAGUCCAAGUAAAACGCCUUUGGCAACAGAACAACGGCUCGCAACUGCGCUCUCUUGGAGUGACUCUGUUUACCUGCCCAAGACAUCGCCGCCCCCAAGCCCGAAGGCGAACCCGAUAUCUUCAAAUGUAGUUCAAACCGAAGUGGGAAUUCCACACGGUGAUACUCCAUUUUUUAAGGGGUUAAAUAGGCCAUUUGUAGCGCCCACAGGAAUUGAUAUUUCCCAUUCGUCUCCCAGACCUUCCAACACCUCAAUGUGGUCUCAUAAAAAUGCCAAUGCCGCGUCGUCAUCUACAAAUGUCCCCAGAAAACCUUUUUGCAUAGAAGCAUCAUCAAUAUUGGGAAAUUCUUUUCCCAUCGACGCUCAAGCCCCUCUGUCCACUGUAGAGAUUAGUAGUGAACGAACAGUUCCAGACCCCGUCGUUCCUGACCACUUCAAGGUCCUAGUCCAGAUCCUGCAAAAAUGUCGCGCAGAGGGCAACAUUCGCCCAUUACGCUCUAUUAUUGGACUUGAAGUAGCAAAGGCCAACGUGUUCAAGAAAGUGGGUGUUGAGAGGUUCAAGCAAUAUGUCAUGAUUGCCGUGAAAUUGGGCAUAGUGGAAGUUGGUGGGAAAGAUGGCGGAGCAUGGAUAAACCUCAAACCAGAGUGGGCUAACGCCAAAUAG
Psilocybe cubensis is the source of this 1389-nucleotide messenger RNA. RefSeq lists its product as uncharacterized. Gene Ontology annotation, cellular component: cytoplasm; peroxisome. The transcript has 3 exons. Gene Ontology annotation, molecular function: RNA nuclease activity; CCR4-NOT complex binding; mRNA base-pairing post-transcriptional repressor activity. The record is from RefSeq and is a predicted model, not a curated record. The coding region runs from base 1 to 1389 and encodes 462 amino acids. NCBI's taxonomy places the organism in Eukaryota, Fungi, Basidiomycota, Agaricomycetes, Agaricales, Agrocybaceae. Gene Ontology annotation, biological process: post-transcriptional gene silencing.